CGCGUGUGCACCGCGACGGGAACGCGACAACCGAGGUGAUCCUCGUCUCGAGACGCGUCUUCGCGAGCUCGAUCACGCGCGCGCGUCUCGCGCACAACGCGCGGCGGCGAAGUCGGCAGCGCGUGGACGCGCGCUUUUCUCGGCUUCUCGUCUGCGAAGCGCGGGACGCUGCGAACGCGUCGGGGACCGCGGGGCCGGUGAUCGCGCGCGCGCGCCGCGUCGACGUCGCCCGACCCGGACGUCAUGUCUAGCGGUUUAGAGCUCCGCGUCGGGAACAAGUACCGCCUCGGUCGCAAGAUCGGGAGCGGGUCGUUCGGCGACAUCUACCUCGGCACGCACAUUCAAACCGGAGAGGAGGUUGGCAUCAAGCUGGAAUCCGUCAAGACGAAGCACCCGCAGCUGCUGUACGAGUCCAAGCUGUACAAGAUCCUCCAGGGCGGAACCGGCAUCCCGAACGUGCGAUGGUUCGGCGUCGAGGGCGACUACAACAUCAUGGUGCUCGAUCUCUUGGGCCCGAGCCUCGAGGAUCUGUUCAACUUUUGCAACCGCAAGCUGUCGCUGAAGACGGUGCUGAUGCUCGCGGACCAGCUCGUGUCGAGGAUCGAGUACGUGCACAGCAAGAGCUUCAUUCACCGCGAUAUCAAGCCGGAUAACUUCCUCAUGGGCCUCGGCAAGCGCGCGAACCAGGUGAACAUCAUCGAUUUCGGCCUCGCGAAGAAGUACCGCGAUCCCAAGUCGCAUCAACACAUUCCGUACCGAGAGAACAAGAACCUCACCGGCACGGCGCGAUACGCGUCGAUCAACACGCACCUCGGGAUCGAGCAGUCGCGUCGGGAUGACCUCGAGUCGCUAGGGUACGUGUUGAUGUACUUCCUCCGCGGGUCGCUGCCGUGGCAAGGACUGAAGGCGGCUACGAAGAAGCAAAAGUACGAGAAAAUCUCCGAGAAGAAGAUGUCCACGCCCAUCGAGGUCCUGUGCAAAGGGUUCCCGCCCGAGUUUGUGACGUACUUUCAGCUGUGCCGGUCCCUGCGCUUCGAGGAUAAGCCGGACUACUCGUACGUCCGCAAGCUGUUCCGCGAUCUGUUCAUUCGCGAGGGGUAUCAUACCAACAGACGCAGGCGCUGACGCGGCCGAGCGCGGGGCCGAGCGGCGGCGGCGGCGGCGGCGGCGGCGGCGACCGCGGGCACCCGAGCGCGUCCGCGGCGGAGCGCACCGCCGCGCUCGAGAGCGCGCGUCGUCGAAACGAGAGCUCGAAAGAACGCGGCGGCGACGGGCGAGAGCGGACGUCGAGCAGAGAACGCGGGGGCGCGAGCGGCGGCGGCGGCGGCGGCGGGUACGGCGACGUCGACCGCGGCAAGAGCAGGGGGGCGACGGGGGGGUCGUCGCGGCCUCGGGACGACCGCGCGUGAGCGAGCGACGAUUCGCAUUCGCGAUGACGGACGGACGACAUGACGUACGUUAUAGAGAGAGGAGGGAGAGAAGAGAGAGAACGCCGCGAUGAGGAGAGAGUCGGGGGCGAUCGCGAGAGACGGGACGGGGUCGGUCGGGGGCGAUCGAUCGCGCGGACGGCGGCGGGAGGAUGAACGACGGGGAUUCGGGUCGGGGAUUCGGGUAGUCUUCUUACGCUUACACGCGGUUCAGCACGACGGCGGUAGGCCCGCGCUCGCGAUUAGCACGCGAACGCGAGGGCGUGUCGUGCGUUUGACGCGCGUAUCUAUAAUAACAUACCACAGAUGAAGAG
Molecule: messenger RNA, 1741 nt
Organism: Micromonas pusilla CCMP1545
Lineage: Eukaryota; Viridiplantae; Chlorophyta; Mamiellophyceae; Mamiellales; Mamiellaceae
Exons: 5
Coding region: 244-1125 (293 amino acids)
Biological process (GO): signal transduction; endocytosis; peptidyl-serine phosphorylation
Cellular component (GO): nucleus; cytoplasm
Molecular function (GO): protein serine/threonine kinase activity; ATP binding
Source: RefSeq, a predicted model, not a curated record